Fulvia fulva is the source of this 1122-nucleotide messenger RNA. RefSeq names its product putative tartrate dehydrogenase/decarboxylase TtuC. The transcript has a single exon. The coding region runs from base 1 to 1122 and encodes 373 amino acids. The record is from RefSeq and is a predicted model, not a curated record. NCBI's taxonomy places the organism in Eukaryota, Fungi, Ascomycota, Dothideomycetes, Mycosphaerellales, Mycosphaerellaceae. Gene Ontology annotation, molecular function: oxidoreductase activity, acting on the CH-OH group of donors, NAD or NADP as acceptor; magnesium ion binding; NAD binding.
AUGUCCCCAAUCGCCAUCUCCUCAGACACAAAGACACACAGCAUAGCCUGCAUACCUGCCGACGGCAUUGGUCCAGAAGUCAUCGAUGCCGGUAUUGAGGUGCUCAAGACUCUUUCCGAAGCCUCGGGAUCAUUCCACCUGAACUUCGAAAACUACGACUGGUCCUCGGAGACUUACAAGAAGACUGGCCAGUACAUCCCCGACGGCGGCCUCGAAUCCCUCAAGAAGCACGAUGCCAUCCUCUUCGGUGCUGUUGGAGCCCCAGAUGUGCCGGAUCAUAUCUCUCUAUGGGGACUGAGACUGGCUAUCUGCCAACCUUUCCAGCAAUACGCCAAUGUUCGUCCGACGAAGAUCUUCAAGGGUACCGAGUCGCCACUACGGAAAGCGAAGACUGGAGAUCUUGACUGGGUCAUCAUCCGUGAGAACAGCGAGGGCGAGUAUGCUGGUCAAGGUGGUCGCUCACAUCGUGGUCUGCCAUGGGAGACGAGUACUGAGGUGUCGAUCUUUACGAGACAUUGUGUCGAACGUCUGAUCCGCUUUGCAUUUGAGACGGCACAGAAGAGACCGAGGAAGCACCUCACGGUCGUGACGAAAAGUAAUGCACAGAGGAACGGAAUGGUCAUGUGGGAUGAGAUUGCGGCGGAGGUGGCGAAGGAUUUUGGGGAUGUUACAGUCGAGAAGAUGCUGGUUGAUGCGAUGACUUGUCGCAUGGUGUUGCAGCCGCAGAGCUUGGACACAAUCGUUGCUACGAACCUGCACGCAGACAUCCUGUCCGACCUGGCAGCGGCAUUAGCUGGCUCGAUCGGUAUUGCGCCGACAUCAAACUUGGAUCCGACGAGGCAGAAUCCGAGUAUGUUUGAGCCGAUACAUGGAUCUGCUUUUGACAUUACUGGCAAGGGUGUCGCGAACCCUGUUGCGACUUUCUGGACUGCGGCGGAGAUGCUGAAGUGGUUGGGUGAGGAAGAGGCGGCAGAGAGGCUGCUUGAAUGUGUGGAAAGUGUUUGUAGUAGAGGCAUCUUGACAAGAGAUCUUGGAGGCAGUACUGGAACGAAGGAAGUCACUGAGGCUGUGAAGGAUGAGAUCAGGAGUUCUUAUGGCAAGGCGAAGAAGAGUGUUUCGUAA